AUGGUCACAAAGCUGGAGUUGGAUAAAGCAGUAACUUUACACAAAGACGCAAAUAACGCCGGGUUGAGAUCUCUUCCAUAUGAUAAACACCUCAGAUCACAGGCAGAGCAAGACUAUGAAGAACGAAAAACUCACCUGAGGGAAGAUUUGAUAGGUCUCUACAGAGAAGAGUACCAUACCCUACCACUGUCACCUUUAUUGGAGGAAAAUGACACGCCUCUCCUUGAGUUCUACGUCAUACCAGACAUAGAGUCAGUGGAAAUUCAGAGGGCGCGUGGAGGUGGCAAAGAAGCUAGAUCAAAGGUUACGUCAUUGCAUGAUGUUUUCUACAAGGAAAAAGAACCAUGUCGUAAAAUUUACCUUACUGCGGAUGCUGGGUUUGGGAAAACAGCAUUAAGUAAACGGCUCGUUUUAACGUGGUGUCAAGCAAAAAACUGUAUCCCAAACGAAGAUAAACAUUUUAAGAAGAAAGACAUAAGUACAAUGUCGAAUUUUGACUUUGUGUUUUUGUUGUCUUUACGUGAUUGUUCCGAAGAAUGGGACAUUGAUGAGAUGAUCAAAAAACAAAUAAUUAAUGAUCUAGCACACACUAUUUCAACUAGAGAUUUUGAAAACAUUCUUUCUAAAGAAAGAUGCCUGAUAAUAUUGGAUGGAUUGGACGAAUUCACACACGCAAAAAGAGACAUUCCACACAGGAAAGCUAGGAGGACAUGUACAAUCCUCACAACAACUAGACCGUGGAAAUUGGGCGUUAGUAAGAUACGUUUAAGUGAAAUAGAACGAAAGUUAGAACUUGUCGGACUUAGUAAAACGUCUGCUAGAAGAUUAAAAAGGAGUGUGAUCUCACUACUGUGGGGUGAAACUGACAUAAAAAAACACAUUCAAGAGUUUGAUCGCGCUGUCGGUGAAAGAGGUAUUUCGGAUUUGGAAACUAGUCCGCUCUUAUUGGUGUAUCUUUUGUGUUUAUGGUGUGAUGAAACAGAUCUAGGAAUAUCUAGAACUGAGUUAUAUUGUCAAAUAGCUAAUCUUCUUCUGAAACGAACGUUUGAAAAAUAUCCCGACAUGAAACAGUCAUGCGAACAACCCAAGAGUGAUAUCCCACAAUGUAUCAGUAGAAAUGAACAUUGUAGGAAACACUACAAUCUUCUAAAUGCUUUAGGAAGAUUAGCAUUUGAAACAUUAUUCGAUGAAACGAAGGAUCAAAAUCUUGUAUUUGACAUGGCAGUGGCAGAAAAAUGUCUGAAUGAUAAAGAUUUGCUUCAGUUAAGUCGCCAUUCAGGGAUAAUUACACAUGAAAAAGACCAAACGAAAAUAAAUAAGCAAAUGCAAAAAACAUCAUUUUCACACGCAACAGUGCAAGAAUUUUUUGCAGCAUUAUAUAUCAGUGUUAGCUGGGAUCAAGAAGAAGUACGAACUAAAGUUCUGUCGUUCUGUCAUUGUGUUGCGCGAAUUCUAGCUAUGUCGAAAGUGUUCGUUUUCAUCAGCGGAAUAAACGCAACAGUAUUUUCCUCAUUGUCGAAGGAUUUAAUGAAAGUCAUUAGCGAGGAUAAGAUAACGAGAGAAUACAGAUCCACGACUGAUGAGCGCUGUAAACCUCUGAAAGACAUACAAGACAUGUACAUUUCUUGUAUGAAAGAAAACACGAGCGAUAAGGAACUCAAACUUUUCUGUCAAGAUUUUUUCUUUAGUGAAGAUUGUAGAGAGGCAAAAUACUUUUCAUAUUUAGCACGGCUUGCGGUAGAAAAUAGAAACAACAUGGCGUCAAUAAAUAUCGACACAGAAGACAGUGGUCGUAGUUUACGUGAAAUUAUUGAUUGUUGUGAAUUGCACGAACUGUUCCAGAUCAAUAAAAUAUUCUGCUACAGUGAAGAAGAAAGCGCACAGCUUCGUGUACUGUUGGACAAGUCGCCGAAAUGUGUCACUGUUAGAUCGUCUAGUCUACGUGGUUCUUGGAGCCGUGAAAUGUUGGAAACAUUACAGAAUAAUUCUCUGUUACAAGCAAUUUAUAUCGAAGCUUUCAAGAUGAGCCACGAUGUACUGAAUGACUUUCUGAAUUAUAUUAUAAACAGAAAAACAAUGACGGAGAUUAGAUUGUUGGGCUUAUACUGUACCGAGCACAUGUGGCGUUCGUGUACUUUCAGUUUAGAUUUUAGUCAGCAUUCAGAUCUAAGGAAGUUAGAAUUGGAAGAGAUACCUGAAGUGUCACAACUGAAAGUUAAUAGUCAAGUGAAACACGUGAGAUUGGAGGAUAUCAAUCUAGGUGAAAUGUCGCUGCCUCCUGAAAUGACGAAUAUUGAAAGUGUUUAUUUGUGGGAUGUAAACAUGUCUGCUUCAACAUUGCGUGAUCUCGUUAAGGUAGUGGAGAAACUUUCACACAAAUUCAAACUAACAAUAUGGAAGUGUAAGAUAGAACCGGAAAUAGAGUUUGAACACGUUAAACAAUAUAUACACUCAUCUCAGAAUUUCCGAGUUACGAAGGAUGAUUGGCUGGGGUUUGAGUUUGAAACAAAAGUUGAAUGUUCUUCUACAUGGAGUGAUACACAAAACGAACUAGUACCCAUGGAGGAGGAUCCCGUUUGUGCUUUGCAUGACUAUUCUGAAGAAACCAGCGCGGGGGCCAUCUGUUCUAAUCAAACAGCUAGUUUGAUCCCUGAGGAAAUUUUGCGGAUGGACCAGAAUUCAAUUGAACUAUACAAGCGAGCUUUGAGUGAUGGCAAAGAAGCUGUUCGCAGCAUCCGUAUAAUGGUUGUGGGACACACUGAUGUUGGUAAAACAACUCUAACAAAACGUUUGUUCUAUGAGAAUGUAGAUAUAAACCAGAGAGAGAGCACAAACGGAAUAGACGUAUAUGUGAGAAAAUGCAUUGUUUCACUGGAUACUGGUCAUUGGACUAUAAUUGGCAAAGAUCAGAAAAUGAAAACCAUGUAUCAACGUUUGAUGAAGUUGUUGCAAAAACCAACGUCUAACGACAUAAUAUCUGGAAAGAAAGAUAAUGUUAUAGCAACAGGCACUGGAGAGGGGAAAGAUAAUAGAUUUAUAGAACAAGAAGACAUGAGUGAAGACGACAGUUCAAUGAGUGAAGACGACAAUUCAAUGAGUGAUCGACAUGAUGAUGAAGGAGAAGUUUCUGAAGAAGACCCUGAACCAAUUGCUACAAACGAACAUUCUUCUCGAAAGGAUGUGUCAUCUGUUAAGGAUGCUGAAGGAGAGGUUUAUGAAGAAGUCUCUGAACAAAUUGCUACAGAAGAACAUCCUUCUCGAAAGGAAGAGUAUAUACGCAAACAUUUAAAAGAAUUAAUAGAAAAAAUUCAGGAACAUUCGGCAGAUGAUAAAGAUACAAGAACAGCAGAAGUUUCGUUAUGGGACUUUGCAGGGCAGUCUGAGUUCUAUGCAACACAUCAGGUUUUCUUAUCCAAGAACGCCGUGUACUUACUAGUCACUGACAUAUCCAAGGACACGGAGGAUUUUGUUCUAGAUGAUAAUUGUUUCAUUGACAGCAAAGGUGCUAAACGUAAAGUAUCAGAGUUUGUUCACUUUUGGUUGAAUUCCAUACACGAGUUUUGCAGUUCGACAGAAUACGAAGGUCCACCAGUUAUACUUGUAGGCACUCAUGCAGACAAAUUAAAGCAGGAAACAAAGGAUGCUGCUGUAAUAGACAAUUUCUUCUACACGAUAAGGAGAUCUCUUAAGGACAAAGCUACAUACUGUCAUCUCAUUGGCGACGAUUUUGCCGUGGAUAACUCAAUAAAUGAUGAUAAACAAAUUGAACUGCUUAGACAAAAGAUUGUGAACACAGCUAAAAGUCUACCAUACUGGGAAAAACUGAUACCUGCGAAAUGGAUAACGCUAGAAAACAUCAUUGUCAAUUUAAAAGAUGAGGGUUUGAAGGUUCUCUACAAAGACAGGCUUUAUGAUCUGAACAGGACAUUGCCUGUUCCCAUAGAAACAGAAGAUGGGGUAGAAUUGUUUUUAAAGUUCCAUCAUGAAUCUGGAAAUAUCCUGUACUACAGGGACGAGAACCUAAUUAACAGUAUUGUCAUUGACCCUCAGUGGUUGAUAGAUGCCUUUAAAAGCCUCAUUACCAGCAAAAUGUUCUGUGCCAGAAAGAAAGGAAAAAUAUUCAAUGAAUGGACUAAGUUUUAUGAGUCAGCUAUUUUGACACCGGAACUUGUUGAAGAGGAUGCCAGGGGUAUUGGAUUAUCUGUAGAAGCUGAGAUAAGGGGUGUUAGGAGGAGGGUUAGAAGUGGCAGAGGAAUGGAUGUCCAGAAAAUAGCUAGGUAUUGGAUGUUCAGCAGAGACUCACGUAUGGGAUGUUUAGAAGAGGGUUAG
Mercenaria mercenaria is the source of this 4329-nucleotide messenger RNA. RefSeq lists its product as uncharacterized. The record is from RefSeq and is a predicted model, not a curated record. The transcript has 15 exons. Bases 1 to 4329 code for a protein of 1442 amino acids. NCBI's taxonomy places the organism in Eukaryota, Metazoa, Mollusca, Bivalvia, Venerida, Veneridae.